Asterias rubens (European starfish) is the source of this 3131-nucleotide messenger RNA. Its product is annotated as cilia- and flagella-associated protein 100-like. The coding region runs from base 95 to 1948 and encodes 617 amino acids. The transcript has 18 exons. Lineage: Eukaryota; Metazoa; Echinodermata; Asteroidea; Forcipulatida; Asteriidae. The record is from RefSeq and is a predicted model, not a curated record.
CGUUGUCACAAAGAGAGAGAUAAACCGGAGAGAAAUAUCUAAAGAUCGUUCAAGUUUCUCAUAAAAAUAAAUCCAGGUUUGCAUCAGUAGCACCAUGUCUGGACCAGGAUCCCCCACGCAGUCCCCAUCCUCAGCUGUCUCCAUAAUUUCAGCUGCAGAUAAAAAAUCAAGAGCUGAGAGCACAUCACGACAGUCUGGCCGAGUCACCUUCCCGCAUUCAAUCAAAUCAGCCUCGGAGCAAUCCAUCAUUUCAGACAAUGAAGAUCUUCCACCUGACCACAACCCUUUCACGAUGCCGGCCGAUAAUGACAUUUUCAUGUUACGAGACAAGGAGAGGCAGCGUAAAAAAGCUGAACGAGUCAAGCAGCGAGGUCUGAAAGUCCACGAGAAGACGACCUAUUCAUCAAGGGUUAACGCCCUGAGGUCGUCGAUGCGGAAGCCUCUCGCUGACAUUGAAGCUGAUGAGGAGAAAUCCGAUGAUGCUGACGACAAAGCUGUGGCCGUCAAGGAUGACCCAACCUUUACUCUGGCUGUCACCAGAGAUCGGCACAUUGAGAAAGAGAGCCUGACCGACUACAUCGCAAAGAAACGGGAGAUGUUCCUGGUGCAGUACUCCCUGGGAGUCAAGCGGGAUGAGAUGAGGAAACUUGAGGAGAUUGCUCAGGCCGAGGAAAGGAAACUGGAGCUAGCUGAGCAGUACUUGGAGGAGGAUGCAGCCAUGUUUGACGAAUUCCUCAAAGAGAACGAUAAGAACUCGGUGGAGGCCAUUAAAAUAGCUGAAGCGGAGACCAAAGCCAAAUUGGAGAAAGUUGCUGAGAUUAAAAAGAUCAACGCCCAGAUAAUGCUGAUCAGGAGUGAGAUCUCAAAGAACGAGGACCUCCUAAAGGAAUACCAGCUGUAUAAGAAGUUUCUGGAUUCCUUGACUCCGGCCGAGUGGAAGGAAGAACGACGAAAGAGGAGGAUGGAGAAGAGGCGAGAGAGGCGGAGAGAGAGAGGCGAGGUCAUCGACAAUGAGAAGGUCACAUCUGCAACCAGACGAAAGGUUGGAACACCAAAUACUGAUGGUAGAGGUUCCCGUACCAGCGUGGUUAGGUCCGCCGCUAAGCAGGCCCCUAGCAGCAAGUCAGGCUCGGCAACCAAGAGAUCUCUGGCCCAGACUCCAACCAAACAAGAAGUAGACAGCGUGAAAUCGGGAGAUGCUGAUUCUGACUAUGAGAGUGAUGAGGAGCCUGAACUGUUCUUCACGGAUCCUCAGCAGCUUCUUGACAUCUUUGCGGAGCUGGAAGAGCAGAAUCUCUCCUUGAUUCAGAACAGCCAAGAAACGGAGGAAACUCUGGAGGAAAUAAGACAGAAUAUCAAUGUGACAGAGGGCAAGAUGAACAUGGAGACUCAGACCUUGACGCAACAGAUUGAUACAUUGACUGGCCAGAUUGAAAGAGAGGAAGAGAAAGCCAAGGAUUUGGAACACAAAUCAAAAGGGUUCCAGUCUGCUGUUGGAUGGAUGUUUUCCUUUGGAGAGUUCAAGGCUGAGGACCAGGAAGCAAUGUUGGACACUCUGAACAGCAAGGUUGAAGAUGUGUAUGGAAACUGCAUUGGGGAUAAUGAGGCAAAUAUAAGCACCCUUCAGAUGUUAACCAACAUUGAGAAUCGUCUGGAGGAGUUGUUUGAAAGUAUUGAAACGAUGCCCCCAGAGAAAGUGGAGGCUGCAGAGAAGGCCAAGGAGAAAGAGCGCCGUCUCCGCCAGCGAGAAGAAAAGAUUGAAGCCCAGCGAAUUCACCAGGAGGAGAGAGUCAGGCGAGCCUUGGAGAGAGCUCAGGCAGACCCCAAGAAAAAGACGGGUCGCAAGUUGGUGUUCCGCUCUGAGCCACCUCAGACAAAACGUAAAGUGGAUAUGUCCAAGCAGAAGGCCGACAAAGAAGAAGAAGAAAUGGCGUACUUCUUCACUUAGACGAGCUACACCUGGUCUCUACGGAGUCGUUACCAGAAUCCUGUCUGAUUUAACCAUAUUUGUGAUGGGCUAUGAGAAAUUGAAUCACAGGGGGGCAAUUAACUGUUUAAGAUUUAUACAUUGCUGAAAAUAGCAUACACAAGCUUCAUUUUGACAUAUCUUUCACACUGACUUUUGGUUCUGAAGUUAUGACCUUUUGAAAAAUAAAUGAUGUCAUACGCUGAAAAUAACCUGGAAUGCAGAAACAGCCAAAAAUAUCAAGUAUUGUAAAGGAAACAUAUUAAAAAAGGUUCUGAACCAAAAACCCUGGUUUUGUUAAUCAUUAUGGAAAAAAAAAAAGUUUUGAUUUGAGAAAUGUGAAAAAAUAGACCAUUAAGAUGCAAGAAUGUGUGCAAAGUUUUGUUUCACCCUCCCACACAGUCAACAGUCCUGUAGCUAAAGUGGACUGUGCUACAAUCGACUCAUUUUCAUAGAGCCCGUCACAACGGUAUAGAUAUGAUGUCAUUGGUCUGGAGUGCCCUAUCCGGUAUCCCGCAUGUCAUUGCUGUCGAUUUCAAUUAGUUUAUUAUCGAUCUAGACUUUCUCUAAGAUGGUAUCGUGAUGACAUCACAUCUGUGGUAUGACAUCAAUGCAUCAUGUCUAUUAUUAUGUAAAUAUGCAUGAGGUCUUUUAUUAUUAUGUAAAUAUCCGAGCCACACUACCCCGGUGCUGUUUAAUUUGUAGUAUACAUAGUGAACUUGAAGACUUAUCUUGAUAAUAGAUAACGCACUAGUUGUUUUUGGAAGGGUAAGUAAUUAUUUGUUCCUCUUAAAGGUAGGGUCAUAGAUUGUUUUUUUGUCAAGGUAUUAUUUGGUUCUCUCGACUGAAAACAGUGUCUACGUGUUGACCUUCCCUUUCAUAAGCGCAAAUCUCUGGAAAAAAAACAGACUUCACUGUUUUUCAUUAAACCUAGUGUGAAGGUGGCCCCCUAAAAAUUAAUUUUAAUUAUUUGUGAUUUUUUAAAAUUGAAAUUAAAUAUAAUAACAAAUUACUAUUUUAUUUUGAAGAAUUUUGUGUAAAUAUAUUUUCCUGACAAAACUCCAUACAUUUUGUAACAUACCACAUGACCCGCUCAGUUUCCGUCCUGUUUAAAAGUGCCUCUCGAUUUAAUUUAUUAAAAUGAUUAUGAUUUUGAUACAUAUCA